Messenger RNA from Acanthochromis polyacanthus (spiny chromis), 1055 nucleotides. RefSeq names its product translocase of outer mitochondrial membrane 20b (gene tomm20b). Lineage: Eukaryota; Metazoa; Chordata; Actinopteri; Pomacentridae. Gene Ontology annotation, molecular function: transmembrane protein transporter activity. Gene Ontology annotation, cellular component: mitochondrial outer membrane; mitochondrial outer membrane translocase complex. Bases 135 to 575 code for a protein of 146 amino acids. The record is from RefSeq and is a predicted model, not a curated record. The transcript has 5 exons. Gene Ontology annotation, biological process: protein targeting; tRNA import into mitochondrion; protein import into mitochondrial matrix.
GUCAAACGGCGGGGUCCUUGCGGGUCCUUCCAGCCCUGAGCCGCUCCUCCAGACGCCUGACGGGAACCGAGCGCCGGAGAAAAACACCGAAAUCACCGCCGAAUCGUCGAGAAAGCGACCGGGUCUCCAGAGCGAUGAUGGGCGGAAGGUCGAGCGCGAUAGCCGCGGGGGUGUGCGGGGCUCUGCUGGUCGGCUACUGCAUUUACUUCGACAGGAAGCGGAGGAGUGACCCGAACUUCAAGAACAGGCUCAGAGAACGGAGAAGAAAGCAGAAGUUGGCCAAAGAAAGGGCCGGCCAGGCAAAGCUUCCAGACCUGAAGGACGCUGACGCCGUGCAGAAGUUCUUCCUGGAGGAGAUCCAGCUGGGAGAGGAGCUGCUGGCUCAGGGAGACUAUGAGAAAGGUGUGGACCACCUGACCAACGCCAUCGCGGUGUGUGGACAGCCUCAGCAGCUGCUCCAGGUCCUGCAGCAGACUCUGCCUCCACCUGUCUUCCAGAUGCUGCUCACCAAACUGCCCAGCAUCAGCCAGCGCAUCGUGAGCGCACAGAGUCUGAGUGAAGAUGAUAUAGAGUGAGGAGAAGACCCGACCAAGCAGCCCACCCUCCUCAUCCUCCUCGUCCUUCAUCAUGACACGCCAACACCUCGGCCUCCAUCUUUGGCUGACGUCCAUCACUUCCCAAUAAUCUUUAAGGGAUUUUGUGUUUUUUUCCAUGACAGUUUUUUUUGACCUUAUACGACCCGUUUUUGGGUAUUCCAGAAUCUCAAUCGGACGUCCCCAUCCCUCCAUCACCACCAUCAUCAGCUCCUUCUUCAGGGUGGAGGUACCAGGUUUCCUCCAGCUGUCUUCAUCAUGAUAUCAGUAGUAGAAUGCUGCAGAACCAAGAUGAGAACCGGUCUGCUUGGAUAUCUCCCUAGUAUUUAUUGUUUUGGUAUCAGUCGUCUUUCUGUCAGUCUAGACUUGGAAACACUUUUUAAAAAGUGGUGAAAUGUUUUGUUCAUUUUAAAGAGGAUGGACCUCUUUAAACAAAAUAAAAAAUGUGAACAAAUGACCAAA